AUCAGGCUAUACAAUCGUCGACGAACGUGGUCCGUGGUGAACACGAUUAAAAUAAACAUCGAACCUGCUCACCUGCCGAUCAGAUCGCUUCUCCCACUCGAUCGAAGGGAGUUCGUCGAAACCGAGACACUCCCUAUACAACAACGAUAAGGGACCUCUAUUCCCAUGGAAAAACAUAUUCUAUAUGAUGUUCUCAUAUUUCAUGAUGAUUCAUUGAAUUUCGAUCCUUCUUUUUAUUUUCACGUCAAUGGAGGACGUUUGAAUUUUUCUUUUUUACAUUUUUUUCUUUCUUCUUCGACUAGAUCGAGAGUCUGAAAAUCCAUUCGGAUUAUGUCUGGAAGAUGUCACAAUUGCAGCAAUAAGAAGAAGAAUAUCGCGGUUCAUAAGAUGAGCACGCACGUACAUUUAUGAUAAAACCUGCUCAGUUCAACGCUAAAUUUUUAUAUCGUCUGUCAUAUCUGAACCUGAUAUUUUCCAGUAUCUAUGAUAUCCUUCUCCACUUCCUUUGGAUUUGUCUUGUCGACCACAGACGCUACGGUAUUUCGCCUGCGGGAUGUACCCAUACAAAUCGCAGCUGGGUUUUGUUUAAAAAUAUUCGUAGAAAAAUAUGCCAAAUUUAAUUAUAAAAACUACUCUAUCGAUACUUGACAAACCACAGGGACAACUGGAAGGUAAUUAUUCAUCGUGAAAGAUACAUGAAUGGUCAGAGGUUGUACGGAUCCGUCGAAGGACAUGGAGGUUUCCUGAGCGUGGAGACCAUAAUGAAUUUCUGGUCAGCCUGGUAGAGCGAAAAUCCGAAAUCUUAUCACGAACAAACGAACACGAGGACAGAUGACGCAAGUUAACGCGGUUUGUGCGGUUUCCGUCGUCGAAAUCAUUCGUCAAAAAAUCAACGUCUUUUUAUCACCAGUCCUCAGCGAAUCUCCUCAGAUUACAUACAUGUAGAACUGAUAAUUGUACAACGGUGUUCGGUGCAGUUGAUAGUUGAUUAUUUUUUGGAAGAAACUUCGCGAGGGUUACUUACCAAGAGUCAUCUACUUGACGACGAAAGUUGUCUGUUACGAGAUUAAACCACCUGGCGCAUGGAAAUGAUUUUUUCUUGGACAUUAAAAUGUCUGAUUGCGACCCAUUUAAUUUCGCUGGCAAUAAACACUGUCGGAGACGUCGUUAUGUCGCGCGACUUUAUAACAAACGGAGAGGACAGGCAAGCCCGGCUGACUUGUACCACCGACGAUGACCUAGGAACAGUCGUUUGGAAAUCGUACGGACAAAAUGAAAAAAGACACUGUGCGAAUGACUGUUGCGACAUCCAAUGGCAUCUCGAAAAUUCAAAAUGGUAUCGAGUCAAAUAUCCACGCAUAUUCACCUGGAAUAAUCGAGUGAUAGGGUCUCAUAGUGUGUCCACCAGAACUGAAAAUGCCACGCUUUCGACGCAUCCAAUAUCACUGGCUGGGAAUCAUUUCUGUAUUAAACUUGCAGUUUAUCUUUGUCCGCAAUGCGAAUUAGUCAUCGGACUGACAGCUUCGAGUACUACUGCACGUCAGUUUUCUGUAAGAAACAAAUUGAUAAAAUCAGGAAAACCUAUACAAAAAAAAGUCGUGCUGCGAAUAACUCUGAAGUGGAUAUUUAAUGGUACCGAGUAUCCUUCGGCAGCAGUCUUGCAUUUCAGGACAAAACUCCAAAGGAACCCCACCACCGUGGCUGGAUGGGAGAUCAGUUAUUUUCGCGAGUGUCGACAAUCGGUUACCGGACAGACGUGUAGUUUAUACGAUAAUACGGAGAAGUGGAGUGAAAGCAAUUACAAAAAUAUCUCAUGCCAGGAAUUAUCGUAUACCACCGCUAGCUCUAUGGUCAAAUGGGUCAGCCCGAGUAAUUCCAACAAUAUUUCAAGUAAUCUGCGAGAAUAUCUUCAAGGCAAUAAGCCGGACAUCCUCAAAUUAAACUGCUCCGAAUCCUGUAAGGGGACGUUUAUUUGCGACGAGUCUGGCUGUGUCUGCGGUCCUGGAUUCACGGGCAGCGAUUGCGAGGAUCAAAUAGACAUUGGUUCUGAUCUCGAAGAAACCUCAAAGGUUCAAUUGGGUUCUACCGAGUGGUUCUUCAUUUUUUUAACCAUCGUAGCUGUCUUCAUUUGUCUCAUCCUCACUUUUCGUAGAAUACUUGCACGGAACAUCAAACGAACAUGUUCAACUCUCGAACAAUCAUUCGCACCGUCGCAAAUCUUACAAUUAGUCAAUAAAACGGACUCAUUAGAACUUUGCGCUGUAACUGGAACAGCUCAAUGGAACCGCCAUCCGGGCCCCGUUAAAAUCAAAGACUUCGAAGAGUAUGUUAAAAAUUCAAUCAUUAAUGGAUCGCUAAGUUCGCAAUUUGCGAUGUUUCCUAAACGAUUGAAUAAGCCCUGCGAAUUUGGAGCACUACCGGUGAAUGCAGUGAAAAACCGAUACAAGAAUAUACUACCAUAUGACGAAACGCGAGUUAUCUUGGCAACCGAUGAGAAUAACUGUCGCUCCGACUAUAUCAACGCGAACUACAUCGGGGGCUUGGAAAAUGAAAAGGCGUACGUAGCCACGCAGGGUCCAAAACGAGAAACGCUUGACGACUUUUGGAGGAUGGUUUGGGAAGAAAAUUCUACGUUAAUAUGCAUGCUUACAAAUAUCCAAGAACAUCGAAAGAACAAAUGCGAGCAAUACUGGCCAGAAAUUGGAACAAGUCAUAAAUACGGUAACAUCGUGGUAAUGACCACAGACCAACAAAUAUUUUCAGAUUACACUUACAGGUCAUUUCGCGUUAGAUGUGACGAACAAGUAUCACGAAAAAUUGAACAACUGCAUUACAUGGCAUGGCUCGAUCAUGUGAUACCAACGCACAUGCAUUCGAUAAUAGCCUAUCUGAAAAGAAUGCUUAGGAAACGAACAGAAGGACCUGUAAUCGUUCACUGUAGUGCAGGCAUCGGAAGAACCGGUACAAUUAUUUUAUGCGACAUAUGCUUGCGUCAAGCUGCCGUUAAUGGGACAGUCAACGUCCUUUAUGAGUUCAAGAAGUUACGUGAAUCUAGAACGAACAUGAUAAACAAUGAACUGCAAUAUGUAUUCGCUCAUGUGGUUCUAGUAGAAUAUUUGACAAUGCAUCGAAGCGAACUACCCUGCGACAAUCAGCUGCCCCUAACUAUAGAAGAGCACAAAAAGCAAGUGCCGUUUCACCUACAAAGACUUCGUAACACCGAGUGGCAAGAUCAGGCCUUGCAACACUCCCUGAUAUCGUCGACGCCGAGACUACCGCGGGCUGAACACCUUGCGAAAAACAGAUUUCCGGAACUUGCACCAGAUCGCUCUGCUCUGAUAUACCUGCCACGAUAUCCAAUACACGAUCCCAACAGUGAUUACAUCAACGCCGUUGUCGUCGACGGGUUUACAGUUAAAAGGCAAUUUUUGGCAUCGCAAUUACCAAUGCCCUCAACCCUAUCUGACUUAUGGAGAUUGAUAGCCGAUCAGCAAAUACAAUGCGUCAUAGUUUUACAGAAACCUGACCCGCUUGAUCCCACAUGUUGUGAGAUCAUCCCCGGUGAAGAACUAGUUGAUGAAGUACCAUUCAUAAAUGUGAAAACAAUUUCAAAAACGGUCGACGAUGCAAAUUUUGAAAUUGACGAAUUGCUGCUUACCGACACAUGGGGGGCCGAAAUAAGCUCUCAGGACGUAACUGUUAUCACAUGCCUAGGAUGGGGUUUAGGAAAAGAUGGCAAACCACCGCCCCCCGAAGUAUUGGUUUCGCUUUGGUUGAAAUCGGAAAACGUUCGCAUUCGAGAACAAGGGCCAACUCUCGUUCUUUGCCUCGACGGUGUCACUGGCUGUGGUCUCUACCUGGCUCUGAGUUUCCUGCUGGAACGAAUGGCUGUGGAACGGGAAUGUGAUGUUAUUCUGGCAGCGCGUGCCGUUCGCCGUUCGAGACAAGAAUUUUUACAGUCACAGGAACAAAUUGAGUACCUUUAUGACGCAGCAGCGACAUACAUCACAACUUUCGAAAUGUAAGUCAAUUUUAACUGAUUAUGAGUAACGCGGAUCGGUAAGAAUAAAGACACGGUACAGGUCGUAUAUAAAAUAAUC
Molecule: messenger RNA, 4100 nt
Organism: Athalia rosae (coleseed sawfly)
Lineage: Eukaryota; Metazoa; Arthropoda; Insecta; Hymenoptera; Athaliidae
Product: receptor-type tyrosine-protein phosphatase epsilon-like
Exons: 20
Coding region: 1083-4025 (980 amino acids)
Biological process (GO): protein dephosphorylation
Molecular function (GO): protein tyrosine phosphatase activity
Source: RefSeq, a predicted model, not a curated record